AUGAAUCCUGCAGAACGUACCAAAGAAGCUUUGCUUGCAAAGACCGAGCAACUCUGCAAUUCGAUCGCGGACAACAGGAAUGCCGACCCCUGGGGCGGCGACGGUUACCUCUCCACUAUCCUGCGAACUAUCAGAAUGGAGGAGACGAGCGACUACGCCCCGGCCGGGCAAACAAGUCUCAACGGCGCGUACGACUACGCGACUUCUGCGCAUAAAGAGCUGGUAGUCAAGGAGCAGGCUGCAGGUCUCAUCAAAACUGCUCAGGACAUAUCAACCCUCAUACGAGAUCUUCAGGAACUCUGGCUCUUUGGGGGCCUCGACACGCUCUCGAAUCCUGCAGACGAGGAGGCGAACCGGACAAAGGCGCUGGCAGUUGCAGAGAUGAUCGAGGCUCUGGCAAAGACGCAGCCAGUUGGUGGGAAGGAGAAUGUAGAUGGGUCACACGCGUUGAUCAACGGGGAGAAGUGA
This is a messenger RNA of Cucurbitaria berberidis CBS 394.84, 468 nucleotides long. RefSeq lists its product as uncharacterized. Gene Ontology annotation, cellular component: mediator complex. The coding region runs from base 1 to 468 and encodes 155 amino acids. NCBI's taxonomy places the organism in Eukaryota, Fungi, Ascomycota, Dothideomycetes, Pleosporales, Cucurbitariaceae. Gene Ontology annotation, molecular function: transcription coregulator activity. The transcript is spliced from 2 exons. The record is from RefSeq and is a predicted model, not a curated record. Gene Ontology annotation, biological process: regulation of transcription by RNA polymerase II.